UUAGAGAUUACAAGUCCGUACCGUUUACGUUUCCAUAUGAACUUUGACAAAGAUUGUUAUCCUGUAGUGCUAUUUAUACUAAUAAAGUUAAUUAUUUUCUUAUCAGUGUUGUUUAUUUUUUUUGUGCGUGUGAAGUAUAUACAUUCAUUGAUUUAAAAAAAAAAUUAAAUUAUUUAAUCUUUCUAAUUGUCAGAAUUUACUUAAAAUUGGCAUAGUUAUCUAACAGCGAAUUAUUGAGUCUUUAUAAGACUAUUAAAAUAAAAAGAAAAAAGUAAAGGAGACAAGUGAAUUUUAUAAUUAUCAUUGCCUUAAUAAUAACGUCAAAAUGAUGAUGGAUUAUUUUGUAACAAAUAAUUCUUUAGCACCUGCACCUAUGGGAAUACAAAGUACAGCAGGUGCUGUGCCAGUAAAAAAUGAUAAAGGAGAACUGUCUAUGAAGAAAGUGAAAGUACAUCGUUAUGUUUCUGGUAAACGUCCUGAUUAUGCCCCCGUGGCUAGUUCAGAAGAAGAAUCAGAAGAUGAAGAUUUUUUAGAAAAACGUGUUCAUAAAAGUUAUGAUGACAAUGAAACUAUUACCGAUGUCCCACACACAGCUCAAGUUGUAAAAAUAAGAGAUGAAGAUGAUCCACGCUUGAGGAGAUUAACACGAUUAGAGAGACAACGAGAUUCAGCCACAGAGUCUCAUGUUGAAAGGCAAAGACAUAUUCAUGAGCCUGAAUUAAUUGAGAUAGAACCAGAAAGAUCACAUGAAAGGAUUAAGUUGGAAAGUUCAGAUUCAUCCGAAGAUGAAGAAUUAUCAGAUUCAGAAAUAGAGCGAAGACGUGAAGCUUUGAAACAACGAGUAUUAUCAAAAAAAGAGACAGAAGAAGAAUUAUUACAUGGAGAAGAAGACGAAAGAUCUGGUGAAAGCACGGAAGAAAGUUCAGAAUAUGAGGAGUACACGGAUUCCGAAGAAGAAACAGGCCCAAGACUUAAACCAGUUUUUGUUAGAAAAAAGGACAGAAUUACAGUUAUGGAGAAAGAAAAGGAGGCAAUGAAACAAAAACAAGUAGAAAUAGAAGCUAAAAAACUAGCAGAAGAACGGAAAAGGCAAACUUUUCGUAUGGUGGAGGAAGCAAUUCGUAAAGAAACACAGGUUAACAAAACUAAUAAUGAGCAAGAAGGUAAGCUUGAAGAUGUUUGUACAGAUGAUGAAAAUGAUGAAGUUGAAUAUGAAGCUUGGAAAUUAAGAGAAUUAAAGAGAAUUAAACGAGACCGGGAAGAAAGGGAACAAAUUGAAAAGGAGAGAUUAGAAAUUGAACGAAUACGUAAUAUGACUGAAGAAGAGCGUAGACAAGAAGCUCGAUUAAAUCCAAAGGUUAUAACUAAUAAAGCAGCAAAGGGAAAAUAUAAAUUUUUACAAAAAUAUUAUCAUCGUGGUGCCUUCUAUUUGGACAAAGAUGAUAACAUAUUUAAGAGAGACUUCUCUGGUGCUACUUUGGAAGAUCACUUUGAUAAAACAAUAUUACCAAAAGUUAUGCAAGUUAAGAACUUUGGUCGUAGUGGUAGAACUAAAUAUACUCAUUUAGUUGACCAAGAUACUACUCAAUUUGACUCUCCUUGGAUAUCGGAGACCGCUCAAAAUCUUAAAUUUCAUAAUAAUCAAGCUGCUGGAAUGAAACAAGUUUUUGAACGGCCAUCUUUGAAAAAAAGAAAAAAUGAAAAUUAAAUUUAAUACAUGUAUUUAAGCAUUUAUAAAGUCUUACUCUGCAGAAGUAUAUGCAUUAAAAUUUGUUAAUAAUAAGCUUUGGGUAUGAAAAUGUACAUAUAAUAAAUAAAGAAUAUCUGUUCUAAUUUUAUAUUAUUAUAAUAUAAACAUUUAUUAGAUUAUCAAGAAAGUUCGUAUCAAUAAAGAUAAAUAAUAUUUAACCAUAUUUGAUAAGCUGUUAGAACUUUCGAAACUAUUUGGCUGCUUGGGAAACAUCUUUAAAUAGUUGUAUUUUUAAAAAGUUGUAUGGCGGAGGUUUUCCACCAUAUAAAUAUGUCUGACAAUGAAUAACAUAAUUUCUAAUAGUAAAAAAUAUUAAAAAGUCACACUAUGAUAUUUUUGGGCAACAAUUUUAUAUACCUUUGCUACAUAUUACCUAUCAAAGCCACCGCGACUCAAGGUUCUUAUCUGUUGUAAUGUAUUUGUGCGGAAAAAUUUUCAGCCUUUAUACUAUAACGUAUGUCUGGCAUUCACGGACUCACGUUAUAAACUGCGCGAACUUUCCUAUUAACCCAAUAUAAAAUAUAAUAAUUUAUAUCAAAAUACAAAAAUUAUAAAUUCAUAAUUAUUUCAUUCAUUUUUGCAACGCAAAUAUUUCAAAGCUUGCUUUGCUGCUGCACAUUUAGCUUGUUUUUUAUUGGCACCAAAUCCGUGAAAUAAUUUUGAUUUUCUUUUAUUUGUUAUUUCUAAAGGUACCAUAAUAGUAUUUGUACCCUCUAUUAAGGUUGCAGAUCUAAAUAUAACAAUAAAAAAUUAAAGACAAUUUUAUACGAUUAAUAUAACAGAAAUAUAAAAUGCCAUUCCCAAAUGAAACUUACAAAAAUUUGGCAUUUGAUCCUAACGUUUCAUAGAUUAAACGCACAGGUUGCUUCGGAACAUCUCUACUAAAGGCAUCUAUAAAAAAAAUAUAUGAAAUCAAUACUUAUAUUUAAUAAGAAUCACAAGCGCUAAUAAUAUUACGAAAAAUUACAUUUAAAAAAAAUUCGAUGUAAUUAUUAAAUGAUAAUAAUCAUUUUUAAUAUAUAUAUAUAUAUAUGGUUAACAAAAACGUACCGAUUUCUUUAUACAUAAGAGCGAAUAACAGUUCCCAAACUUGUUUAAUAUUUUUAUUAGUAUCUAAAUAAACAGCUCCUAUGAAAGAUUCAAAUAUAUCACUUAAAACUUUAGGAACAUCAACGUAUUCGGCCAUAUUACAUUCUUCUUCUUCAAGCAAAAUCCAGA
Vespa velutina is the source of this 2968-nucleotide messenger RNA. It is a transcript of the gene Mfap1, whose product is annotated as microfibrillar-associated protein 1. The record is from RefSeq and is a predicted model, not a curated record. Gene Ontology annotation, biological process: mRNA splicing, via spliceosome. NCBI's taxonomy places the organism in Eukaryota, Metazoa, Arthropoda, Insecta, Hymenoptera, Vespidae. Gene Ontology annotation, molecular function: RNA binding. Gene Ontology annotation, cellular component: U2-type spliceosomal complex. Bases 326 to 1708 code for a protein of 460 amino acids. The transcript has 2 exons.